Molecule: messenger RNA, 1878 nt
Organism: Pyricularia oryzae 70-15
Lineage: Eukaryota; Fungi; Ascomycota; Sordariomycetes; Magnaporthales; Pyriculariaceae
Exons: 3
Coding region: 365-1627 (420 amino acids)
Source: RefSeq, a predicted model, not a curated record
CCUUAACCCGGGGGCCGCCUAGACCGUCACAACUGCCGGCCGAGGUCCAAUCGGCCAGCAAGCAUGUAGAAAUGCCAUACAUACCUAAUACAGGAGAUUGCGGUUCCUAGCUUUGCGACUUUAAUUAACUAUAUACAACUCUAAACUAGAAGCCCACUAUUUAUUGCCUGCACGCCUGUCUUGAUUCUGCAGUCUGAUUGUCGUCCAUUCGCCGCUUAGACGCAUUUAAGUAUUGCGUUUCGCAGCAAAGAGCUGCAACAGACAGCUUUGCCUCGGUCUGAUUCAAUCUCCUGGAAAGUGUCAAGGUUCACGCAUUCUCAGUUGUUAGAAACCUAUAGAGACAAACCAGUUCCCGUCAGCAAUCAUGGCUUCUUCAUUUCACACCAAGGAACAUGUCAUAGAAGCACAACAUAUUAGGGAAUACCCCCGAGCGACGGCAAACUCACAAGAAGAUGUUCUGCAGAUUGCCGUCAAGCAAUACAUCCCUAAGAACAACCCCAACCCGCAACCAGGGGACGUCACCAUCAUCGGUGCUCAUGCCAAUGGCUUUCCCAAGGAACUGUAUGAGGCGCUAUGGGAGGAGCUCCUCACAAAAUGUACAGUCCACGGCUUCAAGAUCCGCUCGAUAUGGAUCACAGACGUGGCAUGGCAAGGCCAGAGCGGCAUCCUGAACGAGGGCAAGCUCGGCAAUGACCCAUCCUGGGCCGACGCCGAGCGCGAUCUCCUGCACAUGGUAAACCACUUCCGGGACUCCAUGCCCCGGCCGCUAGUCGGCAUCGGCCACUCCUUCGGCGGCGCCAUCAUCACCGGCCUGUCGCUGCUCCACCCGCGGCUGCUGCAGAGCAUCGUCCUCCUUGACCCCGUCAUCGGUGUCUUCAGCAGCGCGUCGGGCGCCACCAUGCCCAUGACGCUGUCCUCCUCCCGGCGCGACCUCUGGCCCUCGCGCGCCGCCGCCGCAGCCGCCUUCGCCAAGAGCCCAUUUUACCGGGCCUGGGACCCGCGCGUGCUGGAUGCGUGGGUGCAGCACGGCCUGCGCGACUGCCCCACCGCCUUGUACCCGGACGCGCCUGCCGGCUCCGUCACGCUUGCCACCACCAAGCACCAGGAGUGCUUCACCUACUUCCGCACCAAGGCGCAGCGGCUGGCCGAGGACGGCACGACGCUGGUGCUGGACGAGUCGCGGCUGCGGGACCUGCCGCUCGAGAGGCGCGGCGAUGCAGACCAGGGCCCGUUUUACCAGCCCGGCAGCUCGCGCAUCUACGACAUGCUGCCGAACGUCGCCCCGAGCCUACUUUACGUGGUUGGCGGCACGAGCGACGUCAGCAGGCCCGAGGCGCGGCGCGACAAGCUGGCCAGGACGGGCGUCGGGUUGGGCGGCAGCGGUGGGGCCGCGGCCGGACGGGUGGCCGAGUAUGUUAUCGAGGACGUCGGGCAUCUAGUGGCCAUGGACAGGCCGGGCGUCUGCGCGGAGCAGGCGGCGGCUUGGAUCGGGCCUGAGAUUGAACGCUGGAGGAAAGAGGAGUUGCGAGAGCUUGAGCCGUGGUGGCGCAAGCCCGGCCCGGAAAAGUGUACCAUGAAUGAGCAGCUAUUGUCUUUGAUCCCCAAGCCUGGGAACCCAAAGUUGUAAGAGAAGGAAGAAGUACAGCUUUCAGGCAUGCAUAUAGCGCUCGUAUAUAUGUGAUGGAUAAAUACUUUUUGCGGUGCGCUUUUGGCGCUGGGCAUAUUUAUUAGCUGAUCUUGGAUAUCUCAAACAGAUUCGCUCGCGGCCGUGUCAUCACAUAUCAUUCUCGUGGCUUGUUUCCACCGUCGCAAGUCUAGUAAAGCAUCAGGCUUCUUCGCUCCCACUGCCCCCGGCCUCUCCCUUUUGCUCCUGUCCUG